CACGGACUGAUACAAGAUGCAGAAGUAGUACUUCAGUCCAAGAGGGACAUCUUGUAGAACCUUAUCAAGACAGUAGCCCCUAUCAGCAACCUAGUGAGCUUUCUUGCAGUGCACCAGAUUCACGCAGUGGUAGAGAGCCUACUCCACGUAGUCGCCUUCAGGGAUUGAACCGGCAUGGAACCAGCCUUCAGUCAACAGCAGCGCCUCUUCUGCGGUCAUCGUACCCAUCACCCAGCACAAGCUUUCGUGGAGAUGUGGACGUUCCUACCUCACCUCUCUCACAAAUGAGUGACCCUGAUGCUACUGAUGACUCUCAUCUGUCAAGUAGAGGUACCACAAGAUCGCACCUUGGUCCGGUGUCUGGCACAAUGCAACAUACUUCAAAUUCCCAGGAGCCAGUGAUGUCGAAAUCGGAAUUCCAACGUCAAGUUCUCAAAAACCUCCUGAUACUGCGGCUAGGGCAACAACAGCAAAGUGACCUUUUGGCAAACCUUCCAUCAAGAUCUGCACUCGCAUUCCCUGACUCUCCUAUCCUAAUUCCCGAGCCGUUCCAAACAGUUGAACAGCUGGAGGGAUUUGAAAACAAAGUCACCAAGGACAACGAAAAACAGCUGGUUCAAGAACUCUGCAUUCUUGGAGGGAGUUCACUGAAAACUUGUGUAAAAAGAAUUAUGUGCCACAUAAUGACUGAUAAGUUGGCUAAGCUGUACAGCUGGCAGGGAAGAAAAGGGAAGUUGAAGUUCACUGAACUCAAGUUUGCUGAGAUUAUUAUAGUGUUUUGGUUACGACGAAUCAGCAUGUGCCGGGGUGCAGCACGGAGCUUGGGUUAUGCACCCUACUGAUGUAUCGACGUGGGAGCAUGUGCUGGGGGACACUGUGGGACUGUGAUAUGCACUUACCACUAUUUCUUACGUCUCCUACAAGGACAUCAAGACAAGCGUGUGCCAGGGCACACUUUGGAGCUGUGAUACGUACCUACCACUAUUUCUUAUUUUCUUAAUGUAUCGUAGAUGUUUCCACUGGGACAUCAAGACUGAAGAAUGUGUGAGGGCACAUUGUGGAGCUGUGAUAUGUACAGUACCGAACAAAUGUUUACUGAACACUGGGUUGAUUUAUUUUUUCAUCUGAGCGAUGCCGUUGCAGGGAAUGGGAGCUGAUGCAGGUACAGACUGUUGCAUGGGUCACCCAAACACCCGUUUUUAAUUGCAUCCGCUCC
Messenger RNA from Ornithodoros turicata, 1216 nucleotides. RefSeq lists its product as uncharacterized. Bases 285 to 842 code for a protein of 185 amino acids. The record is from RefSeq and is a predicted model, not a curated record. Lineage: Eukaryota; Metazoa; Arthropoda; Arachnida; Ixodida; Argasidae. The transcript has 10 exons.